AUGUCACUGUCUAUAAAUAUAUACAAGAUAUUUUUACUUGCCUAUACUGAAGACUUCUUUCCUUAUUUUUUUCAACUCUCUUUCUGCUCCAGACCUUGGCACAACAUUCCUUCCCUUGGUUCAUACGCCUACCGCUGCGUGCUUGCCCAAAGAACCUUACGGACUGUUGUUACCUCACAACUGCCACAUCCAAACCACGGAUUCGAUAUCAGCGUUGUCAUCACUAUACAGGCGCUCCUUCCUACCGCAUCAUCAGUUUUGACGUCAUCGACUUCACCUAUCACUGAUUCUGUUCGGUUCUCCGCCAUCGAACUUGCCAUCAUAGACACAAUCGAAAACACUGGGAUCGCUCUUACCCAUAACCAUUCGCCACCCAGAAUCGUCUAUAAAUAUCUCCUCAACCCCCUUCAUCUUCCUCUUCCUUUUCUCUUCCUUUCAUAUCACAGAUUCUCUUCUACUCUACUACAGACACAUUCGCAAACAUCCCUUUUCCUUGCGAACCGCACUUCAAACUCGAACAACUUUUCCACUUUAUCUUUCCCAUCUUCUUUCCUCUUCCUCAAGGGUUAUUACUCCACCAAACCCUUGAUCAUGGCACCCAGAAUUCUAAGAACUCUCCUCUACCUACUCUCUAUUGCCUCCCUGGCAAAUUCUCACAGCUGGGUAGAGGAGCUGGAUGUCGUUGCCAGUAACGGGUCCUUUACUGGCAAACCUGGCUACAUCCGUGGCCAUGUCUCUCGAACGGCCCAGGGAUUUAACGACGACUUGAUGACCAGUCGUCUCCCUCCGAACGGGCGGCCUGCAAAUGUUGGGGUUACCCCCAGCGACCACAUGUGCAUGCCGUCCCAGCGGAAUCAGCAGCAGACGGAGGGCUGGCCCCGACUAGAGGCAAAACCUGGCGACGUUGUCGCCCUUUUGUACCGGGAGAAUGGGCAUGUCACUUUACCAGAUACCCAGCCCGGGAAACCUAAGAACCGCGGAACCGUCCAUGUAUACGGUACCAGCGACCCCCGUCCGGAUGACAAGUUCCUAGACAUCCACGGGGUAUGGAACAAGGACGGAACAGGUGGCGAUGGACGAGGCAAGCUUCUCUCACGCCAAAACUUCGACGACGGGCGCUGUUACCAAAUCAACGGUGACAGAAUUUCAACGGAACGGCAACAAAAGUAUCCCCACGUUCCUGACGAGUUUAUGGGGGCAGACGUGGCAUGCCAACACGUCUUAAGACUGCCCUCGGACGCCGUCCCUGGAAACGUCCUGUCGAUGUACUUUGUGUGGGACUGGCCGACGGCCCCGGGGGUAGAUCCCAACCUUCCCCAUGGAAAGACAGAGAUCUAUACCUCGUGUAUGGAUAUUGACAUCGUCGCGUCUGGGAGUAAGAUAGCCACAACUCCAACGGCGCACUACAUCGAUGGUCAGCCACUGAACCGUGCUGCAGUUCCUUCACUGCUCACCAAUCUCGACCAGCCAGUGGACAGUGGCCCUUCUGAUGACGAUGCUGUCUCUUCCACCUCGGUUCCACCGUCGCCGUCUGACGAGGAUGCUCCUACCGAAGGUUCAAUCGUUCCAAUUCCAACACCCGCUCAACGUGAUUGGAAUUCUAGAGUCACUAGGCGUAGAUUGCGCCGCAACCGCCGCGAUCCCAACUUCUCCUAG
Messenger RNA from Trichophyton verrucosum HKI 0517, 1656 nucleotides. RefSeq lists its product as uncharacterized. The transcript is spliced from 2 exons. The record is from RefSeq and is a predicted model, not a curated record. Lineage: Eukaryota; Fungi; Ascomycota; Eurotiomycetes; Onygenales; Arthrodermataceae. The coding region runs from base 1 to 1656 and encodes 551 amino acids.